Molecule: messenger RNA, 3171 nt
Organism: Neoarthrinium moseri
Lineage: Eukaryota; Fungi; Ascomycota; Sordariomycetes; Amphisphaeriales; Apiosporaceae
Exons: 1
Coding region: 1-3171 (1056 amino acids)
Source: RefSeq, a predicted model, not a curated record
AUGGACGAAAUCACUGGCAUGAUCGCCGGCGACGCCGACUUUCUAUUCGACAACGCGGACAUCCCUUCUCCCAAUACACACGAUGGCGCGCGAGUCACCGAAGAGAUCAUAAAAAGCAGCAAAAGGCGAAUCAACACAUAUCAGUCACCACCUGCUGAAGAAGGGUCUCUCGAUCAAGUAAAUCGCGAUCAAUAUCCACAAGAACACUCCGCGCCCAUCUGGGACGAGCUUGACAUGGAGGAAGGCAUCGAGAGCGCAGAAUCCGAUCCAGCUCCGUUGAUGCGCGUGGAUCUCGAGUGGAGGGACCUCGACCAUACGGGCCAGUCUGUUGUACUGAAGGAGCUGACGGACUGCUACUCAUUCCAGAAGGCUUGCGCCAUCCUCGCACUCCUGCGAGACGAUAUCGAAACGUGGCUGGCGAUACACCAGGCACAAGUCGACCAGCAGCGCCUCUGGGAGGAAGACAUGGCCAAAUGGAGAGUCCAAGGCAUCGAGGUUCCUGACGAUUACCAGGGGGAUGGACCUGUAGGUGUGGCGCUCCUGACGCGCAGCGAGAUGCACAAAGCAGCUCUUGUCGUUGAAUCUCUUGGUCUGGUCGACCUCGCCGGCCAUAUCAGAGCAAAAGGCCAUACCACCGUCGCGUGGCCGCUUGACAUCGACCUAUCCUCCUACAAGAUACAUCGAAUUCAUGACGGAAGCUUCAAAACCUCUGACAUGAAGAAGUGGCUCGACCAAACUGACCACCCCGGUUCCGAUGCUGGGAUCGAGGAAGAACCAGAUGACUCGACCCGUCAGGUCAUCAUCUACUCACUCGCCCUGACUUACCCGCAGUCGGCCACCGGCCACCGGGUGCUUCUUCUGACCGCCAUCCUGCCACAAGGCACUGUAGUUGUCGGCCCUCAAGGAAGUCAGAUACUGGCUCACGGUGGCAAAUAUCGCGUUGUUUAUCCGGGCCAUGACUCGCCAGACGAACAAGCAUACUUCUCCUUUACACUCAACGACCUCCCACCUCAGGUGAUGCCAGAAAUUGAGGAGGAGCCCGAGACUGAGACCGACUCCAGGGUAAUAGACGUUGGCGAUACAUACACUGAAAGCUCAUUCUUCGAAGAAGCCAUGGCUGACCCGUCGCCUGCUGAGCCAGACAUACAAAUCGUCCCCAAGGUAGUUGCUACGGUGCGUGAGAACCCAGUCUUUGACAAUCUUUCCCGGGCGGCAGCCAAAAUGCAUCAGAAGGAGAUACCUCGACCAGGCGAUGAAACUGGUGGACCAAGCCCUGAAACCAACAUGGAGCAUUACAUGGGCCUGCUCAACGCAUCGCCGCUGACUGAAAAGGGGUUGGCCGCGCAGAUACAGGCGGCUCAGUCGUUGUGCCUGCCUGAGCAAGAUCCCGCUGAAGCAAGGCAGUCCAAGCUGGAUGAGGAAUAUGAGCAGCGCAAGAUCACCUUCGAAGCUUUCAGCCCUCGGGAACUAUUGAAGGAUGUCUUCAAUGCUGACCCCAAGACGGGUACUGAUCCUGGCCAUAAACAGCAAACACUUGCGCGCGAGGUUCCAGAGGAUCACUCUGUGGGCCCAGUCGAGUUGGCGAGAACACCUGCCGCUGUGGAUGAUGCUCGAGAUCUUGCGUUUCUCACCAUCGCCCUCCCCGAGGGGUACUCGAUCCGCUCCCCGACAGGCUACAUGAUGAACUUCGAAACGCACCACCGUGGCCGGAAUGAUGGCCGUGCUCCUGUAGGAACAGCUGGCGUCUACGCUUUCUACUUGCCAGAGGUGGGCCGAGACUUGCCGCCUGGCCUUCGGCCAUGCCUCCAUGAUUGGGUUGGGCUCCGCAUACUCCUCGGUGAACAGAUGAAUGUAGCCUGCAAUGGCUAUCUGCUACAGCGUCGAACCUCGGAGGGUAUGCAUCAGAUCGUCGAAAUCGAUGGUGAGCUUGACCUCGUCAAUGAGACGGGCCGUUACCGGCUCUUCAAUGGUAUGCAAGCCAUUGGCGUACCGAUCGAGAUAGAAAGCGGUGUCAACCCUCCCACGGGUGUUCCGUUGGAGAAAGAAGAGACCAUCAAUCCUACCAUUCGUUGGGCCCGUCGUAUCAUCCAACCCUAUCGCGAAGAGCUUGACAGAGAAGAGGCGCAAGCAAUUGUCGACGAAGCGCGAGAGGCGGAGGAGAGAAAGAAGGUCGAGAAGAAAGUCAGCGACAGAGCGACCAAGCAUCGGCAGCACGAACAUUUCAAACAGCUCGCCGCCGAGGCUGAGGCAAAACGCAAGGCAGCAAGCGAAGAGGAGAACCGACGGGGUCAGGAGAACUUGGGGAGGGGCAACCGGGUUCGCCGCCCCAGCGAAAGAUACAGCGGAUUCGGACUAACCACGAACUACGGCAGGGAGAUCGUUGAGCUGGAAGAUAGCUCGUCCUCGGAUGAUCGUUAUGAGGAGUCGGAGCCUGAGCCGGACGAAGAGCAGCAGGAGGAAUAUCAACCUGAGGAGAAGAAGACCAUGAUUGUCGUUCUCCGCGUGCCCUCCUGGAAGAACAAGGCAGCCGUUCCGAAAGAACCAGCUCCUAAGGCGCUGAAGGCGCCCAAAACAGUGCCGGUAAUACCAGCGAAGAGACAAGCAGUCGCCGUCCCGAACACUGAGCCUCCGGUCAAGAGACCCCGCGGACGGCCGCGAAAGCAUGCAGUCACAACCCCGGCUAACAUGAAUUCUACGCCCAAAGGGCCGGUGCUGAAGGCAAAUACGCCGCGACCCUUAGAUGGUGCUUCGGCUCCGAAAGCAGUUCCAGCCGGGGCAACGCUGGCUCCAGCUCUUCCAUUUCUGCCUCCGCCCCCAGCUCCCCCUGGUCCGAUUUCAGGUAUGACUCUGAACCGGGUCGAUUUGACUCGGGCUCCCGGCAUUCCGGCUACAGCCUGUCCCCUGACAACGCCAGCUCGAGCUCCAAGUGGUCCAUUGAUGGGUCACCACGCUCCAGGUACAUCCGGUGUGACUGUGGCAGGAUCCGCUUCCAGUCGAGGCCUGGCUACUGGGAGCCCAGCAGGCGAGGAAUCCCAAUCGGAACCCCAUACCCCGUCACCGGCGAGGAGGACGCUGGCCAUUCUCAAGUAUCCUCAGCUGAAGUCUGCGCGGAAGGUGAAGAGAACCGAAGCCAGCCAGACAUCCCCAAAAGGGCUGAUCACGCCGGAGUGA